Phytophthora nicotianae INRA-310 is the source of this 1092-nucleotide messenger RNA. RefSeq lists its product as hypothetical. The coding region runs from base 1 to 1092 and encodes 363 amino acids. Gene Ontology annotation, molecular function: DNA-binding transcription factor activity. NCBI's taxonomy places the organism in Eukaryota, Oomycota, Peronosporomycetes, Peronosporales, Peronosporaceae. Gene Ontology annotation, biological process: regulation of DNA-templated transcription. The transcript has a single exon. The record is from RefSeq and is a predicted model, not a curated record.
AUGUACCGCAUACUUAAUAGCUUCAACCGACUUGAAACUUUGAGAUCCGAUGUGAUCGGAUGCGCUCUGCCUCGAGGGUCAGGUGCCAACAGCAAUGUAUAUUCCGAAACACAAUCCGGAGGACGUUUUCUGAGCUCGACGCAAUCGCCAAUUCUGGCGGUUCCUCCGAGACCAUUAAGUAGCCAAGAAGGAGGGCAAGCAAGACCAGCCCAGGACAAAUUCGAGCGUGCUGUGCGGGACAAUGCAAAACACUCCUCAGAAGCUCCAGGCUCGAGGAAAAGCAAUCUGGCAAAACGUCGAUCUCAAAAAGCAGAUUGUGAUCCUGCAGAGUCUGAAGCCAAGCGCCCACGCAAAAGUACUCCAUGGCGUCGAGAGCAAUGCCGCGUCAGUCAGGAGCGCUACAGACAGAAGCGAAUCGCGUAUGUGAAUCAACUAGAGUGUGCUGUAGACGAAUUGCGCCACCAGGUUCCAUUGCUCGAGAUUCAACAUGCUCGGAUGUGCUACUGUCCCGGCCUGACCGUGUGGUCCGUUGUAACGGAGUAUUUCCACCUCUUUGAGCGUGGUACGGACCCCAUCGCAUCCAGCUCACAGAGUUGGUCCCUGAAUCUUCAGGCGCAACGUCAAAUGGUUUUCCUGCGAUCAACGAUGGCGAGAGACAUCGUGCUGGGUGAUCGGCGAGGUAUUGACGCUCUACUAGAGCAGUGGAAAUGGUAUUCCAAAUGCUUCGAAGAUGUCCACCUUCAACUGUAUCGCGUAACUAAGGCAUCACCGUCACUCGUUUGGGUUUCGUCGGCAUUGAGAGUGACGAUCACGCGCAUGACAUUGGAGCAUGUUUUCCCGCAUCUAGUGGGUGAUAGUGAGAAAUUGUGGCGCUUUCGGUUAAGGAUUAUGGGAAAAAGACUGGUUCUUCCAUGCCGUCUCUGUUUCGAGUGGGACGAAGAUACAAAGCGGGUUGCCCGACUGGAGACUGUGGUAGACUUCGUCACACCUUUGCUUCAACUGCUUGGUAAUAUUGAAAACGCGAGUUUUGUGCUAGAACGAGCUCAUAUCACUGUCGAUAGUGCCGAAAACGGAACGAAACCUCACGAAUAA